AUGUCUCUCCCACUGAAGGCCAAAGUCUCGAUCCGCGAUAAUUGGGAAAAGCCCGAAUGUCGUGCUCAAGAGUCUAUGAAAAGACUGAAAGAUGUGCUUGGUCUUGAUGUUCGCUGUGAACCACAAUGGCAAAUCCUUGUGUCUGAACUGGGAAGCUUUUGGGGAGAUAAGGACCAGUUGGUUUCUACAGUGGCAUCGUUCAUCCAGAUUUGGUUGGAAGUACUCACCGAGUUGCUCGAUGAUGAAACUCACGAGGCUUGGACUGACAAUGUUCUCACCAAGAUUAGGGAGCUGACUUCGAGAUUGAAUUUGACGGUUGAGGUAUCAGAGAAUGAACGACCCUCUACCAAGUGGUCUGACGCACAACUUGGGUUCAUUCUGUAUAUCCCCAAGGCCCUCGUAUACCAGCCAGCUCAAUACUUGGGUCUCUUCAAGGAACAGCUUCUUGAAUGCUUCGAAGAAAACCAGCCGUCCAAAUCGUUGCCCAUACACUCCACCACGGGCGAUGAAUGGGCAGAUGUCGGAGCAGAAGAACCAGAAGAAGAGCCCUCAAAGCCUCCACAAACAAGCGCUAAAGCACCAGCCGUUGAUUAUCUUCCAGACCCCAACACUAUGCCGAAACCUGGAGCACUUUUCCAGCAAGCUCCCUAUCAUCUCUUCGUGUAUACCUCGACAUACAACAGGAGCUACAAGAUUGAAAUUGAAUGCAGCCACAGUCAGACUUUGGAAGUUUUGGCAGAGUAUUUGAAAAAAUGGACAAAGACCAAUGUCAAUCGUGUAGAUAGGCCUCCUGCGGUGGAGAUCACACUCAACCACGCCGCCUCUGGCUUCGGACUCGAGUGUGAUAAACUCACGCUGCAUUGCGAGAAUAGAUAUGGGCCUCUCUAUAACAUCUCUGCAACUGUGAUUCUGAAUUUGGUUGAAGGGGUGUUUGGGUAUGAGAGAGUCUAUGGAGAUGCCAGUUCAUGGCACUACCGCAGAGACACACCGUUCAAGAGGCGAUGA
Messenger RNA from Fusarium redolens, 1005 nucleotides. RefSeq lists its product as uncharacterized. NCBI's taxonomy places the organism in Eukaryota, Fungi, Ascomycota, Sordariomycetes, Hypocreales, Nectriaceae. The transcript has 4 exons. Bases 1 to 1005 code for a protein of 334 amino acids. The record is from RefSeq and is a predicted model, not a curated record.